CUCCUCCCGCCAUGUACUACACAGAACUCGAUCCUCAAUUCCAAUCGCCGUCGCCGGCGGCCACCACCGCCGGGGACUCGUGCUCCCGGGGACACCGAUCAAGCCUAUGCAUCGCCACAAUAGAAGGAGGCUCCAUCUGCCUCGUCUGCGUCUCCAAUCUCAUCACCAACCCGCGCUCUCUCUCCCACCACGUCGCCUACGCGCUCACUCAGCUCUCCGCCGCUCUCUCGCAGCCGCAAUUCCUCGAAACUCUGCUCACUUUCCACCCUCACUACCUCGUCUCCCCGCUCAUCCACGCUCUGUCGCUCUUCCCCGACCCCGCCAUCGCCGGCCAACUCUUCCACCUCAUCUCCGCCCUCUCCGCCGCCCGCCAGCUUCCUCUCGCUCCGCACUUCCUCGCCGGCCUGGCCGAUCGCAUCUCCUCCUCGGCCUUCUCCUGGACUCCCGCGCACCUCCACAUCCUUCACUGCUUUGGAAUUCUCUUGAGCUCUGCUCAUGCUGACGAUCCAUAUGCUCACGUUAAGGACAGUGUUGCUCUCCUGUCUAAUCUUGUCACUGCUCUUCAGCUCCCCAGUGAGGAAAUUCAGGCAGAGGUCUUUUUUGUCCUUUAUAGACUAUCCCUUCAUGGUGGUGACGAUGAGGUUGGCAUUCUGUUAUCCUUUUGCCCAAAGCUCUUGCGUCUCUCGCUCGAGGCCCUUCUCAAAACGCAAAACGAUGCUGUUCGCCUCAACUCGAUAGCGCUCUUGAAGGUUCUUGCUCGAAGAGGGUGCUUUGAGAAUACAUACCAAAAUGACAUAUGCAGCACGGGAUCUGAUGAAGCAGAUAGCUUAAUGCAAACCAUAGAUGAUAGAUUAGAUCCCUCUCCUUUAAGUGUUUUAUUUGCUGAGGCCAUCAAAGGCUCGUUGCUUUCAUCAGACAGACAGAUCCAAACCAGUGCACUCGAUCUCAUCAUUCACUAUCUUACUAGGGAAGGCACUCCGUGCAAAGAGGCAGAGAUAUUGUUAGAAGAGAACAUUGUAGACUAUGUCUUUGAAAUACUGAGACUGUCAGGCAAGUGGCUCUGCUCUGAAUGUACAGAUCCAGUCAUCAACUCUUGCCUUUUAGUCCUUGAUCUUCUCUCUGCAGCUAAAAAGGGCUUCAUAGAAAGGCUUGUUGUCGGACUCUCAACUCUGGUUCCAGUGUUGUGCUACAUAGCUGAAGUCCCUUUCCAUCCGGUCCAGUAUCAAGCUCUGAAACUCAUUGGCAGCGGUCUAUCCAAUUGUCCUGGAAUAGUAUCGUCUUCCCAUGUUGAGGAAGUAUUUCUAGCUCUGACAAAGAUGUUAAAGAGACAUGCUGAUGGGGAGUUGGGCAUGCCAGUGGAGGCAUUCACAAUGGUUUGCUCGAUGUUUGUAACACUCCUGAAAUCCUUGCCUCUCCAGGAUAAUCCUGAUCUGGCGGAGAGAGUUCAAGAAGCAACAAAUCAUGCUAUUCUAGCUUGUCUAAAUGCAAGUGAUAAAGAUCCUAGACAGCUCUUGCAUGCCUUUCAUCUGGUUAAAGAGGCAUAUAACCGGGGAUCCUCUGGCAUUACCAGCAUAAUAAACUGCAUCAUUAACAUUUGUACAGCACAUCUAUUGCCUUGGAUUAUUGCUGCCUUUGAUGAAGUCGAUGAGGAAGUGUUGCUUGGGCUGCUCGAAACAUUUCAACAUAUACUGGUUCAGGAUUCUGAUAAUCAAGCAAGUCGUCUGGCAAAUGCCAUGGUUACCUCCUCUUGGUUCAGUUGGUCAUUUGGAUGUAUGGGAUUAUUUCCUACUGAAAGUAUGAAAGUUGAAGUCUAUUUACUGUUCAGUUCACUUGUGGAUGUUCUUGGAACUGGCAUUGGGCUGCACAUUCGGGAGGCUGCUGCAGAUCUGCCAACCGAUCCAAUUGAUUUACUGUUUCUACUUGGGCAGAAGAGCUCUCAAGAUACAUUAUUAUCUUGUUGCCAGUCUGCAGUUCUGUUGAUUUUUCACACCAGUUCUCUGUACGAUGAUAGGGUUGCAGAUGAGAAGUCAAUACUAGCUUCACUUGAACAGUAUGUUCUUGUCAAUCGUAGCAAGCUCUUCUGCAGUGGUUCUGAUACAUGGAAAGCCAUGCAACUGAUAAAUCUUUAUGGUUUAUGUCGGGGUUCGGCAAAUGAGCAGGACCCAAUUUCCUAUAGCUUAGAGGUUGAGAACAUUGUGCUUCAACUAGUCGCACAAGAUGAAUGGGAUUUGCUCUCUUCACGACUUCAUUUUGUGUCGUUAAAAUGGUGGUUUCGACAAGAGAAGAUCCACAAGCUACUGGGUUAUCAAAUCCUGAAGUUCUGCAGAACCAAUCCCUCAGAUGAAAUUUGUAUGCCUGGUCCCGAGGACAUCAAUCAGAGUUUGAAUUUGAGAGUAAUUGCAGAGUUGGCCACAUCAGGAGACAACCAUGUUGCAAGAAUUCUGAUUUGCUUAUUAGUACUGCUAGUUGAGGAAGAGCACCAGGAAGAGGACAUUAUACUGGUUUUAAACCUCAUGAAAUCAAUCAUCAGAACGUCUCCAGCUUCAGUAGAUGAAUUUUGUUUGAAUGGCAUGGGAAAUGUUCUCCGAACUCUUUAUUACAGCCCAUAUUCUUCGUCUUCACCACAACUAUUCAUGGCUUGCCAAAGUUUAGUAUCUAUUGUCCUUCGCUGUGUGAACCCAGAAGCACUUUGUGAUGAUCAAGCUUGGCUUGCAGUGACAGUAAAGAUGGUAGACUGUAUAACUUCCCCCAGAAUGGCUUCGAAAACCUUGUCUGAUGAAGGGAUGCAAGUAGUCACCAGUUUUUGCUUUAUAUUGCACCAUUCCACAAAGAAAGCUCUGUUAGAUGCUUCCAAGACCAUACUUUUCAAUGCUUCUCUGGUGUCUAUGGUUGAUGACAUGGUGCGUGCAGCCUGUUCGAAAGGACCUGCUUUAGUCGAUUAUGACGAAGGAACUAGCAGUGGAGAAAAUCUUACAGUCAUGCUUUUGCUUAGCUAUUUCUCUUUGAAAAGUAUACAUUCUCUUCUUCCAGACUCUGCUGACUGGCAAACUCUACUAAAACCAUCAAACGACACUGGAUCACCUACCAUAGGCAUCAACUGUACUGACUUGUGCCGGCUGAUGCAUUUUGGGUCUCCUGUAAUCAAGCUUGUCUCUUCAUAUUGCCUGCUCGAAUUAUUUACUAGAGUAACAGAACAGAGAAAAAAGAAUCACGAAGAAGUAAAGUGUGCAAAGGGUUAUCUAAUGUCGAUAGCAGCUAUACUAGAAGGCUUAAUGUUUUACAGCAACAUAAGAGUGUCAAUGAACUGUGGCCUCUGCUUGUCCAUGCUUCUGAGCUGGGAGAGACUGGAUUUGGAGGAAGAAUAUUGGUGCAAGCUGAUUGUCGAAGAGAUGGCAACUUCCUUGGCUGUUCCGUGCUUAGCAUCGAAAUCAUUCGUCAACCACCACAAGCCUGCUGUCCAUGUGGCUGCUACAUUGCUGAAGAUUCAGAAAUCUCCUGCUUGGGUGCGCAGCGUGCUUGACGAGGCCUGCAUUGAUGGCAUAUUAAAGAACACUACAGGGAAUAACAAGACGAAGGAGAUACUGCUCUUGUUUCGAGAGCUGAUGAACUCCAAGUUUCUGAAGAAAGAUCAAAUGGCUUCUCUGAAUAGGUUGCUUCAGGAGUGCCGGAAGCUUGCAUAUGCAGAAGAAUCUCGAGACGAAUCAAAAGGUGACAACAUUGACAGGAACAAGAAGAGAGAGAGAGGAGCAGACGAUCUGGGAGAAGCAUGCGAGUACCUCAUUCACUUGAUGAUGUCUGCAGAUUUGGAUCCACAGAGGCGAAGUAGAAGACUUUUGGACGAAGUAGAAAUGUUCUCAAAGAUGAUUCCCAUGGAAGCGAGAUGA
This is a messenger RNA of Linum tenue, 3884 nucleotides long. The record is from the annotation of a GenBank genome assembly. Lineage: Eukaryota; Viridiplantae; Streptophyta; Magnoliopsida; Malpighiales; Linaceae.